UGAACUAUACAACCUACCAAAGACGAACGUCGGGGGCGCCAAAUUGAAAAUGUUUUAUAUUUGAACAUGAUUGCGACAUUGCGAACCGUUCAGUUUGAUUUUGCACGUCGCCGGGAACACAGGUGUCGUGGGGUGUUGUGGAUUUGCGAGAAGAACUUUGGAGUUGAGUCGACUUUUUUCAUACGAAAAAGUGGAACCUCGUCGUAUACGGGAGCAUCUGAAGAGAAGUGCGUCGCAACAAGAUCGAUAAUCAUUUUUGGGAUGGUGUUAACCGUUUAGUGAAUUGAAUAGUGCAACAAGUGGGUGAUAAAAGAUCAAAGAAGGAAAAACCUAGUGCUCAUAGGUGACUCAGGAGUUGUGUAUUUCUUAUCGUGAUUGCGCUGACGUUGAGGCGUAUCUAUACAGUGCUUGAGGCGUGAAAGCGGCGACACAACAAUGAAGAUCCGGGAGCCGAGGAUGGCGUUGUUCUUUGUGCUAUUGGCGGUGCUGCUGAUGGCGAAUUCGGUUCCUGCUCAACAGUACACGGCUGUCAAAUCUGUCCACACAUCAGAACCGAUCGGUAGCGGAGACUUUGUGAGAUUCCCUUCAUCCAACCAACAACAACACCCAGCUGGAUCAGGAGCCAUUUCUGCGCGAUCGAUCGGCGAUAGUCCGGUGGUGUCGGAUAGCAAGAUUAUCAAGCUGUCGAUCAAAUCGAACGAUCCUCGGGUGGCAUCCGGGUUUAGGGGAGCUCGCAAUCUGGGAUUCGUGGCUGAUGCAUCGCUUAAUGCAAUUCCCGGGGGAUUGAACAACGAGUUGGACGUUAAGGUUCCGAUUAUUCCUACGACUACGGGUUCAACGUUAGCUCGGGACAGCUAUGGGAAUGUCGUUACACCUUAUGCCGAACUUGGAACUACAGGAUUGGAUGCAAGUGGAUUCGAUUUGAAUCGGAAUCCGCAGCAAGCGGGAAAUCGUAAUCAGAUCGGAAACUUGAAUUUCAAGGUUCCCAGCUAUGCUUCGGGGAUCUUGGAGCCGGUGAUUUUACCGCCUAACCCUCCGGCUAGUUUUGUUCAGCAACCUCCGGUUCAGCAACAGACUACGACAACGACGACACCUGUUCCGAGAACUACUCAGUUCCAGUUUGUAGCUAACGCAAAAAUUCCAACUGUUGAUGAAGCUAACAGCUUCUUCGGACAGGUUUCUGGAGGAUCCAGUGCUCCGGGUUCAUCAUUCCAGUUUGUUCCAGAUGCAAAAAUUCCAACGAUUGAAGAUGGACAAAUUUUGUUUGCCCAGAAACCGAUUAAUGGAUUGGUUCCGCCACGAUUUCCAGGGGAACUUGGGCCCACAUUCAACAUUGAAGUUGGUACUGAACGAUCAACGAUUUUCGUUAAAGAUCCUUUCGGUGGAGCUUCCUUAGAUAGUUUGUUCAGCCUUCCAAAUGAUCGACCGGCGAUAGAUUUCAACAACCGAGGAUCAGCUCAGCCUAUCGGACCUCCUCAACUACCUCAACAGCCUCAGCUUGCACCUCCUCAGGUUCAGCAACAGCCACCUCAAAUUCACCAACAGCCGAAGCAGCCUCAAGGUCCUCAACAACCCCAGAUACCUCAACAGCCUCAACUUCGUCCAACGGAAGCACCUGUUCAAAAAUUCACCGGCUCAUUCGGUGGAGCUCCAGGACUCCUCGGGAAUCAACAGAACCUCGGAACGGCCUACACCACUACAGCGUCUCCAAAACAACCAAUCCUUCCUCAAAUUAGACCGACACCUCCUCCUCCACCUCCACCACCAACCCAGUUCAUCACAACCCCUCGACCAGCUCCACCAACCCAACCAGCACCAAACAAAUUCACCGGAAGUUUCGGAGGAGCCCCAGGCUUCCUGGGCAAUCAACAAAACCUAGGCACAGCUUACAAACCAACAACUCCUCAGCCUCAAAUCCCUCAACCUCAACCGCCAAUCCCCUUCCAACCACCUCAACAACCCCAGCAACAAAUCCCCAACAUCAUCCGACCUCCGGCACCAUUCCAACCUCCAACGGUCCAACAUAACCCACCUCAGCAACCUCCCCGACCACCUCCAGUCCAACAAUUCCCCGGAAACAAGUUCACCGGAAGUUUCGGUGGAGCUCCCGGACUCCUCGGCAACCAAAAGAAACCAGGCACCCACGUUAGUCCCGAUGGCUCCAUUCUGCCACCUUCCGGUCCCGGGCUCAACGCCGGAGCAGUUCAUCAGAAUCAUCCAGCACCUCCACAACCACCACACCAACAACCAUCGCAACAACACCCACACCAACAACAGCAGCCACGACCAGUUUCGAGUGGAAGCACCUUUACCGGAAGUUUCGGGGGACCACCGGGAAUUUUGCGCCCCUUUGAUAACGUUAAACAGGGGUAGUUAAGUUCAAGUAAAAGGUUUUCUCGUGAGAGCCUCCAUUAUCCUUACAGGAAUGUCAUCUUUUCUCUAUUUAGCAUAAGUAAGACAGUUAGUUAUGAACAGAACAUAACAUAACAGCGGAUAACUUAGCACUCGUAAGCCCUAGGUUGUAGAGGAUCGAAUCCUGCUCUGACGUGACACAAAGUUUGAUGCAUUUUAAUUUUAAUUAUAGUAAUUGGAGCGAAUAAAUUAUUUGAAUUUUACAUCAAAUGAA
Messenger RNA from Uranotaenia lowii, 2626 nucleotides. Its product is annotated as bromodomain-containing protein 4-like. The transcript has 3 exons. NCBI's taxonomy places the organism in Eukaryota, Metazoa, Arthropoda, Insecta, Diptera, Culicidae. The coding region runs from base 436 to 2373 and encodes 645 amino acids. The record is from RefSeq and is a predicted model, not a curated record.